AUGUUUAAAAGAAGAUUAUCUACAAGACAAGUAUUUACAAGAAGUAAACCAAAAGAGACAAAGAAAGUAGUAAAUCAAUAUUUACCAACUACUGCUUUACCACAAAUACCUGAUCAUAUAAAAUCAAAGUCUCUCAAAGAAAUUUAUGAAUCAAUAGGUGCUAAAGAUGUAUACGACCGUUUGAAUGAACCAAAAGGUGUCAACUUCAAUAUACCAAAACAAUUUAUAAAACAAGACCAAGUACCAGAAUCUAAAAAAAUAAAUCAUCAAGCAUUAGAUGAAAAACUUAAAAAUUUUAUACAACAAGAAAAAACUGAUGAUUCAUUAAUAUCAACAAGUCAUGAAAUUAUAUCGAGUUUAGAAUCAAACUUAAAUGAAAUGUAUCCUAUGUUAUCACAUCCUUUAAAACGUUCAAUAUCAGGUAUAUCAAAAAUAAAUCCAGAAUUAGAUAAUAUAGACGAUGAAUAUUUAUGGGAAUUAUAUCCAAAUAAUAAAAUGUAUGGUAUACCACCAUAUCAAUCAGAUGUAUUGGGUUUUAAAAAAUGGGAAAAUGAUUUAAUAGACAAAAACCACAAACAAGAAAUGGAAGAUGAAUUGAACAAGAGGGAGUAUAAACAAUUUGUAGCACAACUUAAAGGUAAUUCAUUAUUUGGUACUCAACAUAGAAGGAAAUUGAAUAGAGAUUUGUUAAAGAAGUUUAAAAAAUUACAAAAAGAAGGUAAAAUACCUAAAUAG
Molecule: messenger RNA, 735 nt
Organism: Insectozyma verbasci
Lineage: Eukaryota; Fungi; Ascomycota; Pichiomycetes; Serinales; Debaryomycetaceae
Source: the annotation of a GenBank genome assembly